AACCGCACCGAGCCGAGCCGCAUGCUACCACGCCGACUCGCCCCCCUCCCCAACUCGCGCCUCCUCUUCCGCUUCCUAAACCCUAGCCUAGCCAUGUCUCCGGCUGACGCCGCCGCCGCCGCCGCCCACCUGACCACGGCCUCCGACCCCGACGAGGACAUAUGCUCCAGCCCUGCUGCCGCCUCUGCGCCCGAGGAGAUAGCGCCGCCCGUGCCCGUGCCCACGCCCCUGCCCCCUCCGCCGGCGUCCGCGGAGGAGCGGGUGGAGCGCGCGUGGGCGCACUGGAGGCGGCUGGGGUCUCCGAGGCUGGUGGUGGCGCCCAUGGUGGACAACUCGGAGUUGCCCUUCCGCAUGCUGUGCCGCCGCUACGGCGCCGAUGCCGCCUACACGCCCAUGCUCCACUCCCGCAUCUUCUCCGAGAACGAGAAGCACAGGGACAUGGAGUUUACUACCUGCAAGGAAGACCGCCCACUUUUUGUCCAGUUUUGUGCAAACGAUCCUGACAUUUUGUUACAAGCUGCAAAGAUGGUGGAAGCUAACUGCGACUAUGUUGAUUUGAAUUUCGGAUGUCCACAGCGCAUUGCUAAACGGGGAUACUAUGGGGCAUUUCUCAUGGAUAACCUUCCACUCGUAAAAUCUCUUGUGCAAAAUCUGGCAGGAAACCUUCGUGUUCCAGUCUCUUGCAAGAUUCGCAUAUUUCCGCGACUGGAGGACACACUAGCGUAUGCAAAGAUGCUUGAAGAAGCUGGUGCUGCUCUUGUAGCUGUGCAUGGGCGUACAAGAGAUGAAAAAGAUGGGAAGAAAUUUCGAGCUGAUUGGGAUGCCAUCAAAGCUGUGAAAGAUGCCCUGAGAAUACCUGUACUUGCAAAUGGAAACAUUCGCCAUAUGGAGGAUGUGAAGAGCUGUUUGCAACACACUGGAGCUGAUGGCGUACUUUCAGCUGAACCUCUUUUGGAGAAUCCAGCUUUAUUUGCUGGUUUCCGCACAAAGGAGUGGAAAGAAGAUGGCAAUGAAGACGGAGAUGGUGGUUUAGACCCGGCUGAUCUGGCCAUUGAGUAUUUGAAACUGUGCGAGCAAUACCCAGUGCCAUGGAGAAUGAUUCGGUCCCAUCUGCACAAGUUGCUGGGAUGCUGUUUUAGAGUUCAUCCACAAGUGAGGGAGGAAUUCAAUGCACAGACCAAGCUCACAUUUGAGUGGUUGCAUGAUAUGGUAAAGAGGCUGAAAGAACUGGGCGGUGGAAUUCCACUUUACAGAGACCAGACCUCUUUACAGUCACAUACCAUUACAAACGGGCUAGCUGCAAGCAAUGCGUGAUGAUGCCCAUCAAUUUUACCAUCUACAGCUUACUGUUUUUAUGGAGAGAAACUAAAGAUGAACCUGAAGGCACCAGAUAUCUGAUAUCAGUAUAGAUUGUAUCACCAUUUUUGUUGGAACACACUUUGUGGGAGGCACCAUGAGUCAUGGUUCUGUAAAAGAUAACUACUAGAGCCAAAAAUGAUUUUGUGUGAAGAUAUGCCAGUGGCUGUCACAUUGA
Messenger RNA from Hordeum vulgare subsp. vulgare (domesticated barley), 1534 nucleotides. RefSeq names its product tRNA-dihydrouridine(16/17) synthase [NAD(P)(+)]-like. Gene Ontology annotation, biological process: tRNA processing. The record is from RefSeq and is a predicted model, not a curated record. NCBI's taxonomy places the organism in Eukaryota, Viridiplantae, Streptophyta, Magnoliopsida, Poales, Poaceae. The coding region runs from base 22 to 1314 and encodes 430 amino acids. The transcript is spliced from 3 exons. Gene Ontology annotation, molecular function: flavin adenine dinucleotide binding; tRNA dihydrouridine synthase activity.